AUGAGAGGCUCCCUGACAUUUCCGCCUUGCAGCGAGAUCGUCACCUGGACGCUGUUCACCGAUCACAUUGGAGAUCACCAAAGAAAGGAACAGCUCAACCUCCUGCGCACGCUGAAAGACACGGAGAACAAGUGCCUCAACCGCAACUUUCGCCCCACCCAAAAAACCAACAACCGCACCGUAUAUCAUAUUGUGGCGAAGCAC
Messenger RNA from Mesorhabditis spiculigera, 204 nucleotides. NCBI's taxonomy places the organism in Eukaryota, Metazoa, Nematoda, Chromadorea, Rhabditida, Rhabditidae. The record is from the annotation of a GenBank genome assembly.